Lotus japonicus is the source of this 488-nucleotide messenger RNA. RefSeq lists its product as uncharacterized. Gene Ontology annotation, biological process: cell fate determination. NCBI's taxonomy places the organism in Eukaryota, Viridiplantae, Streptophyta, Magnoliopsida, Fabales, Fabaceae. The coding region runs from base 31 to 402 and encodes 123 amino acids. The record is from RefSeq and is a predicted model, not a curated record. The transcript is spliced from 2 exons.
GAAUUGAAGCUAGCGUUUGGGUUGUGAGAAAUGGCUGAUUCAACCAUUAAAAUUCUCAGCAUUGUUUUCUUCCUUUUCCUUAUGAUUUAUGAAGGUUAUGGCACUUGCUCACUGGAUGAUCUGGCCAUAAAGCAAUACUCAGCAGAACGUAGUAUCCAUGGAAAGCCAAUUUGGAUGGUGUCCAUCACAAACAAAUGCUCUUGUCCUUUUUACCGUGUACACUUAACCUGUCAUGGUUUUCAAACAGCUCUAGCAAUGGACCCUUCAGUUUUGAGGGUCUUAGGUGAUGUUUGUAUUCUUAAUGGUGAUAACCCCAUCUACCGACAUAUUCUCUACUUUGAAUAUGCUUGGGAUCAACCUUUUCCAUUUACUCCAGCUUCCGUUUUUUACAAGUGUCCUUAAAUAGGUAAGAGAUUUGCCCUUAUACAACUUGCUAUUGUAUGGUUUCUUCACAGGCAUUGUAAUUGUUGAAUAAUAUAGUGUGUUUG